AUGCGUCCAACACUCUUGCAACCCCUCCUACCCCGCCAUAACCUCUGCGCUUCUGCCAGAUCUUCCAUCCUCCCCAAACUUGCAUCCUCCAACUCUUCUUUCCGCACCGUUCGAUUCUUUUCAUCUACAAACGCAGCCAUGUCUAAGGUCUUUUUCGAUGUCGAGUGGGAGGGCCCGGUCUUCCAGGGUGGCAAGCCCACCAGCACCGUGAAGGCCCAGUCCGGCCGCAUCACCUUCAACCUCUUCGACGAUGUGGUCCCCAAGACCACCGCGAACUUCCGUGCUCUCUGCACUGGUGAGAAGGGCUUCGGCUACGAAGGCUCUUCUUUCCACCGCAUCAUCCCCGACUUCAUGCUCCAGGGUGGUGACUUCACCCGUGGCAACGGCACUGGUGGCAAGUCCAUCUACGGCGAGAAGUUCGCUGAUGAGAACUUCAAGCUCACCCACGACAAGCCCGGUCUGCUGUCCAUGGCCAACGCUGGUCCCAACACCAACGGCUCUCAGUUCUUCAUCACCACCGUUGUCACCUCUUGGUUGAACGGUCGCCACGUCGUUUUCGGCGAGGUCGCUGACGAGGAGGGCCUCAACAUCGUCAAGGCCCUUGAGGCUACUGGCUCUGGCAGCGGCAGCAUCAAGUACAGCAAGCGCCCCACCAUUGUUAAGUCUGGUGCCCUCUAA
Molecule: messenger RNA, 678 nt
Organism: Clonostachys rhizophaga
Lineage: Eukaryota; Fungi; Ascomycota; Sordariomycetes; Hypocreales; Bionectriaceae
Source: the annotation of a GenBank genome assembly